Suillus subaureus is the source of this 813-nucleotide messenger RNA. RefSeq lists its product as uncharacterized. Lineage: Eukaryota; Fungi; Basidiomycota; Agaricomycetes; Boletales; Suillaceae. The transcript has 3 exons. The record is from RefSeq and is a predicted model, not a curated record. Bases 1 to 813 code for a protein of 270 amino acids.
AUGCACGAUGAAUGGGAUCGACGAGUGCAUUUCUCGCCCCCUCACGCCGCUCCUUCCGUUGCUCCAUCUACAGUAGUAGAAAACUUUACCGUUAACGCAUUUCCCCCAAAUAAGCUCGGGUUGUCGACACAUGGCAGCACGCCAUCGAAAACACUUACUUACGCGUACCAUGGAACGGCGGCAUCCAUGGAAGAUCGCCCAGCCCGCAAUAACACGAAAGAUUCUGCGGACUUUAUCGAGUCUAAGGGAGCUGCAAUAAAUCUUGUGGCAAGCGCCUUUUUCGGUCGAAAUUCACGCAAGGCGAAGGAACGUUUCCACUGGAUGUUCCCGCCUGAUAAAGAUGAGCGCGUCGCUUCUUUGUUGGCAUGGAUCCAGUCGGUGUCAUACGGACUGGGCUCAUUUGGGCUGCAUAAAUUUUUGCAAACACGAGAGCGUGGUGCUCUCGUAGUGAACGCCGAUUAUCGGCCUUCGAAAUCACCUAAUGAACCAGCUUUUGACUGGUUAACAUACCCGGAGCUACAGAAGACCAUGGAUCGUACUCUGCAAGAGUCGGUGGCCUGUUACGAUCCCUCUGCACUGGUGAUCGUUUUCGUAUUUCUCCCAUCCAAGUCGGGCAAUAGCCUGGCUAUAUGGCGCCGCAAGAUUGCGGUGCCGAGUAAUGUACGCCUAGCGUAUCAGGCGCAGAUAACCCAAGCUAUAGAUUCUCUAAGCAGAGACUAUCCUGUAUACGUGGAUGAGAUACCUCCCAAAUCCGAACCCCCUAGCCCUCCUCCAAAGAAACGCAAGUGGUGGAAGUUGUGGCUAUCUACGUGA